This is a messenger RNA of Triticum dicoccoides, 2406 nucleotides long. RefSeq names its product transcription factor APG-like. Gene Ontology annotation, molecular function: DNA-binding transcription factor activity; protein dimerization activity. The coding region runs from base 357 to 1880 and encodes 507 amino acids. The record is from RefSeq and is a predicted model, not a curated record. NCBI's taxonomy places the organism in Eukaryota, Viridiplantae, Streptophyta, Magnoliopsida, Poales, Poaceae. Gene Ontology annotation, biological process: regulation of DNA-templated transcription. The transcript is spliced from 5 exons.
CGGCUCGGCGGGCGCCCCCCACUUCGUCCUCCCGCUGCCCAUCCCCCACCCGUGCCGCAUCCGUUGGCAUCAAUGGCGACGCCUCGUUAGGUGGCGCGUCGCUCUUCCUUAACUGCUCCCGCUCACACACGCGCAUCGGGUUCAGACGGCUCUGCGUCGAGUUGGUGCGUGCGCUACUCCUCCUCCACCCCUCCUUCCCUGCAGCUGCUGCAGCUCCGCUUGUGACUCGUGACGGGAAGAGGGGAGAUAAAAUAAUACCCCGCCAACCGCGGCGAGGCGUCGGCCGAGCUACACCUGUCGCCGCAGGAGCUGGAAGACCUCCGUCGUUUAUAUAUCCACGCCUGCCGCUGCCGGGGAUGAGCGAGCCGGGCAACGAGCUGGACGAGCUGCUCUGGGAUAACGGACCGGCGCUCCGGCGGGCGGCGUCGCCCUUCCCGCCCUUCUCCUGCAGCCCCGCCGGCACUAUGAAGGCGCAGGAGCUCGCCAAGCACCCCGCGUCGGCGACGGCGAUGGCGCAGGGGCACGACGACGACGCCGUGCCGUGGUUGCAACAUUACCCCAUCAUCGGCGUGGACGACGGCGGCGGCGGCGAUACGGCCCCGCUGCCCCAGGACUACUUCUCCACCUUGUUUCCCGGGUUCUCCGACCUCCCCGCUGCGGUGGCGGGCAGAGAUGCCGGAGCGCCAUCGACGUCUCACGCAGCGGUCGUCGUGCCGCCGCUGCCGGAGCCACCUGUGCUCCCCAAGCAGCAGCAGCAGCAGCAGCAGCAGCCGCCGCCGCCUCGGUCCACCGGCGAGGGCGUCAUGAACUUCUCCUUCUUCUCGAGGCCCCUGCAGCGCUCGCUGCCGCAGGCCAGCGUGAGACCGUCUGCCGCGGGAAGCAAGUCCGUCGAGUCCACGCUGCUGCAGACCAACAGGCUAAGAAGCACCCCGCUGUUCUCGGAGCAGAGGACGGCGUGGCUGCAGCCGCCCAGGGAGUCGCCCGCCACGGUGGCCGCGCCUCGUCCUCUGGCACCGCCAGUGCCUGUCCAGCAUGCCGCAGAACCGGCAGCGGCGUUAUCCCAGAGAUUGCAACCGGAAGCGAGGGCUGCGGCGUUACCACCGAGAUUGCAACCGGAACCGAGGGCUGCGGCGUUACCCCAGAGAUUGCAAUCGGAGGCGAGGGCUUCCGAGAUGCCACCGCCGCCCGCAACAGCGACGACCUCGUCUGUCUGCUCUGACAACGGCGAGCGGAGCCAGCUGAAGAGGAGCAGCCACCAGACUCUGGAGUGGUCGGUCAGUCAGGACGACGAGGACCUUGACGACGAGGCCGGCGGGCUGAGAAGGUCGGCGGCGAGGAGCACCAAGCGCGGCCGCACCGCCGAAGUGCACAACAUGUCGGAGAGGAGGAGAAGGGAUCGAAUCAACGAGAAGAUGCGCGCCCUGCAAGAACUCAUCCCCAACUGCAACAAGAUUGACAAGGCGUCGAUGCUGGAGGAGGCCAUCGAGUACCUCAAGACCCUGCAGCUCCAGGUGCAGAUGAUGUCGACGAUGGGGACGGCCGGGCUGUGCAUGCCGCCGAUGAUGGCAAUGCAGCACAUGCAGAUGCCGCCCAUGGCGCACUUCCACCACCACCACCUCGGCGCCAUGGGGUACGGCAUGGGCCCCUUCGACCCGCGCCUCGUCGCAGCCGCCGGCGCCGCGCAGUUCCCUUACCAGAUGAUGCCCGGCGCGCCCAUGUUCGGCGGCCACGCGAUGCCUCCCCCGCCACCGUUCCACCAGGCGGCGGUGGCGGGCGCUCACAUGGCUGCCGGCCCCGUCAGCAACGACGCCGCCACGGCAGCGCAGGCCGAGCACGAGCAGACACCCGGCGACCAUCCGCAGGUCCCACGAGCAAUGUAGCCUAGCUCCGACAGCGGCGGACUCUGUAGCAGGCUAGCGGCGCACCCAGCAAGGCUCGGUAACUCCGAGCAGGGCUGCGGCAAAACGAAGCUGUAAAAUCUUUGUGAGACUGUAAAAUGGCUCACUGCUCCGGCAUCUUCUCCGUGUCAGAGGAUAGGCCGGGUACAGUGUCUGCUGGGGAGGAUCAAUGGAUCAGGAUCGCUUCUGCUUCCCGCUGCAGUAUUCAAUCCUGACAUGUCCUACCCUGUUUAAAGCUGUGCCCGGUGCCCGCCGCUCAUGAUGCCGCGGACGGACAAGAGUCAAUCUGAAGUACUGUUGGCGCACAUGCAUCAUGGCGCCGAUGGCAGCUUGAGCUGGCACGGGCUCGGGCAGUCCAUGCCUUAGAGCAUCCCUAGUGGCUUGUCUAAAUUUGAUAGUCUAUAUUUACAUAUACACAAUGGUGUAAAAAGAUUUUCUUUUAGACAACCUAAGUUUUUCAGCGGAUUGUCUAUAUACAUGAUGUCUAUUUCUCUUUCAUAUAUUUUAA